AUCCUGGGGGACUUCCAGACACGAAUCCCUGGAGCUGGAACACUGCAUCUGCGUGGCCAUUUCUCCAGUUGUUCCCAAAUCCCCCGUUUGGCUCCUUACCCCUUCUCUUUCCUGCUCCUCCCUUUCAUCCCACUCUUCUUCCCCCUGCUCUUCAUCCUCCUCUCCAUCCACCUGCACCUCCUCCAACAUGACGCUGGUAUCGCAGGGCCCCACUAUACCCCCCUCGGUGUGCGCCGUGUCGCAGUAGCCUGUGCCACUCACCACGUACAUGUUACUGCGGGCGGGGUGAGGGGCACGGGCCUGGCGCCUAAGACGGCACACCUGGCAGGCCAGGACCACAGUAGAGACCAGCAGACACAGGACCAGGACCCCGGCGCAGGCCACUACUAUGAGGCCCAUCUGGCGCUCAAUGAGGCAGCCCGGGGUGGCCUCCGUGGGGGAGCUGGAGGUGUCUGGGGAGGGGUAAUGGAGGGUUGUGCCGUUUUCCUCUGGGGUAGUGGAGUUUAGGUCAGGUGGAUCUAUGGCCACAGUGGUCUGAGGCUGAGUACUGCUGGUGUGUGAAGCUUGUCCAAUCAGAAGGAAGAAGAGAAGAUGGAGAGAGAUUCUGGAGCCUUCCAUGUUUCAGGUUCUCUGAAAUGGUACUAGAGGAAGAGAAUAGCUUUUAUUGUUCAUGCCAGCAAACAGUCUCUGUAUUGUGACUUUUUGUUAAUGUUUGAAUAUACACUAUCAGUCAAAAGUUUGGACACACCUACUCAUUCAAGGGUUUUUCUUAAAAAAAAAAAAAAUGUACAUUGUAGAAUAUUAGUGAAGACAUCAAAACUGUGAAAUAACACAUAUGGAAUCCUGUAGUAACCAAAUAAGUGUUAAACAAAUCGAAAUAUAUUUUAUAUUUGAGAUUCUUCAAAUAGCCACCCUUUGCCUUGAUGACAGCUUUGCACACUCUUGUCAUUCUCUCAACCAGCUUCAUGAGGUAGUCACCUGGAAUGCAUUUCAAUUAACAGGUGUGCCUUCUUAAAAAGUUAAUUUGUGGAAUUUCUUUCCUUAAUGCGUUUGAGCCAAUCAGUUGUGUUGUGACAAGGUAGGGGUGGUAUACAGAAGAUAUUUGUUAAAAAACCAAGUCCAUAUUAUGGCAAAAACGACAGUCCAUCAUUACUUUAAGACAUGAAGGUCAGUCAAUACGGAACAUGUCAAGACCUUUUGAAAGUUUCUUCAAGUGCAGUCGCAAAAGCCAACAAUUGCUAUGAUGAAACUGGCUCUCAUGAGGACCGCCACAGGAAUGGAAGACCCAGAGUUACCUCUGCUGCAGAGGAUAAGUUCAUCAACUGUUCAGAGGGGACUGUGUGAAUCAGGCCUUCAUGGUCGUAUUGCUGCAAAGAAACCACUACUAAAGGACACCAAUAAGAAGAAGAGACUUGCUUGGGCCAAGAAACACGAGCAAUGGACAUUAGACCGGUGGAAAUGUGUCCUUUGGUCUGGAAUCCAAAUUUGAGAUUUUUGGUUCCAACCGCCGUGUCUUUGUGAGACGCGGUGUGGGUGAACGGAUGAUCUCUGCAUGUGUAUUUCCCACUGUAAAGCAUGGAGGAGGAGGUGUUAUGGUGUGGGGGUGCUUAUCUGGUGACACUGUCUGUGAUUUAUUUAGAAUUCAAGGCACACUUAACCAGCAUGGCAACCACAGCAUUCUGCAGCGAUACGCCAUCCCAUCUGGUUUGGGCUUAGUGGGGCUAUCAUUUGUUUUUCAACAGGACAAUGACCCAACACACCUGCAGGCUGUGUAAGGGCUAUUGUACCAAGAAGGAGAGUGAUGGAGUGCUGCAUCAGAUGACCUGGCCUCCACAAUCCCCCGACCUCAACCCAAUUGAGAUGGUUUGGGAUGAGUCGGACGGCAGAGUGAAGGAAAAGCAGCCAACAAGUGCUCAGCAUAUGUGGGAACUCCUUCAAGACUGUUUGAAAAGCAUUCCAGGUGAAGCUGGUUGAGAGAAUGCCAAGAGUGUGCAAAGCUGUCAUCAAGGCAAAGGGUGGCUAUUUGAAGAAUCUCAAAUAUAAAAUAUAUUUUGAUUUGUUUAACACUUUUGGUUACUACAUGAUUCCAUAUGUUUUAUUUCAUAGUUUUGAUGUCUUCACUAUUAUUCUACAAUGUAAACAUUAAGAAAAACCCUUGAAUGAGUAGGUGUCCAAACUUUCGACUGGUACUGUAGUUAUAGAAAUUGUGUGAGUUACAUAUGCUAGGGGUCUGUGGAGUUAUUGCAGGGUGUUUUGUAAAGUUAUUUAUUUGUGGACACCCCCCCUCCCAAUGUUUUUAUGAAUAUCCCUACCAACAACAUUUUGAAUGACAUACCUACAGUAGAUAAUAGGAGAAUAUAUUAUUUCUAAUGAUGACAACUUUAUUUCUCAACUCAUAAUAUUGAGAAAAUUACACUCCUUGGAGCUUAUUACACUGUCUGACAUAGGCUUUGAAAAAGUACCGGUCACGGCAAGUGCUGCUGGUAAGCUUUCUUGUCUUCAACAUUUUUGCCAACACAUGGCUAACCUUUUGUUUAACCAGAUAAACAGUUGCUAUGUUAGUUUACACUUCCUCUUCCAAUGUGAGGUGGUUACAAUAAUGGAAAACUACAGUGCGGGAAUAAAGUAUUUGAUCUCCUGCUGAUUUUGUACGUUUGCCCACUGACAAAGACAUGAUCAGUCUAUAAUUUUAAUGGUAGGUUUAUUUGAACAGUGAGAGACAGAAUAACAACAACAAAGUUUAGAAAAACGCAUGUCAAAAAUGUUAUAAAUUGAUUUGCAUUUUAAUGAGAGAAAUAAGUAUUUAAUAACAAGUUAGUUCUAUGCAGUACCUUACAGGAACGUAUUACGUACAAUAAAUGUCAGAAUAAGGUAGACGUCUUUGUAAAAAUGUGUCCAAAUCUUCGUUUUCAUUGCAAUGUCCACUUAAAAUAAACAGAAUCUUACCACAGAAACACAUAUUAUUUGGCCAUUACUUUUUUUGUACAAUUUAUGUUGGAGAUUGUGUGGGCAUCACUUACCUGGGCAAGGGCACAGCCGUAGAGUGUGUGUGUGUGUGUGGCAAGGUGAACUGGACUAGGAAUAUGUCCGUAUAAGGAACGGGCGCGGCGUGUGUAUGUCUGAGUCAGAGGAGGCACCUGCUGCGACCCAAGCCUCUUGAAAUGCACACACCCCCCUCUGAGUCUUUUUCUGACUUGGUUAUUUCUGGGCUCCUUGAGUCUCUACUGCUGUAGCACACCGAUGUCUGUCACAUACUGCAAGAGAAAAGAGACAGAAGGGUGUAUGUAAAUUAGUAUAGGCCUACAAUUCAGUCGAAGACUGCCAGCUACCAGUAAAUGAUACUAAUAAUACUGCUAGCGAUGAACUAUUUCCAGGCCUGAGAAGCUGAAUUAUUUUUUAAUUUUUUAAUUUAACUGUUAUUUUGACAGGGUCAUGCUGAGACCAAGGUCUCUAUUUCAGCCCUGUAACAAAAAAGAAAUGGUGUACAGUACUACAAUAAAGAGCAUUCACAACAAGUUCAUGCACAAAUGAAGUGCUUUCAGAAUGGGAUGAAUUUCUGUUUUUAUCUGUAUGAAUCCACCUUGAGACUGUUCUAUCUAAACCAGAGACCAGAAAAUACCAGUGUUUUUGGAUUUAUUUAACCGGUAAAGUUAUUAAUUUUUAGAGGUAGACCUGGCUGGCUGAGAAGUGCACCUUCUACCUACUCCUCUUCCAUCAGACCUAUCCUCAAGUUCUCCUUCCCUUCUCUUUCCGCAGGUUUAAGACAGGCCAGAUCAACGGAGACCUUCUAAUCUACCAUGUGCUGCUGACCCUGAAGCCUUACUACGCCAAGCCCUACGAGAUCGUAGUGGACCUGACCCACGUGGGGCCCAGCAACCGCUUCAAGACAGACUUCUUGUCCAAGUGGUUUGUGGUGUUCCCGGGCUUCGCCUACGAGAACGUGGUGGCGGUCUACGUGUACAACUGCAACACGUGGGUGAGGGAGUACACCAAGUACCACGAGAGGUUGCUGACAGGCCUGAAGGGCAGCAAGCGGGUGCAGUUCAUCGACUCGCCGGCGCGGUUGGCGGAGCACGUAGAGGCAGAGCAGCAGAAGCUCCCGGCGGCCACGCUAGCCCUGGAGGAGGACCUCAAGGUGUUCCACAACGCCCUCAAAGUGGCCCACAAGGACACCAAGGUCUCCAUCAAGGUCAGUAGCACACUGGUCCGUGUGUAACCCUAGCGUUAACCCUAACUUUCAAACAGCCUACAAGGAAAACUGGGUAUGGAGAACAAGGAAGUGUGGAGGGCAGGCGGGAACAGCGAGAAUUGUUUACUCAAAGGUCCAAUGCAGCUGUUUUUUUCUCUCAAUAUCAAAUAAUUUCUGGGUAACAAUUAAGUACCUUACUGUGAUUGUUUUAAAUUAAAAUGGUCAAAAAGAGAGAGAAGAUAUGCUUCUUAGCAAAGGGCAGGUUCUCAAGCAAUAAUUUUGAUAGGACUGUCUGGGAGUGGUCUGAGUGGGGUGGAGAAAACUGAAAAUUAGCUGUUGUUGGCAGAGAGGUUUGGAACUAUCUUUCUUAUUGGUCUAUUAACUCAUUUACAGCAUGGUGAUGUCACCUUGGAAGGUCAAAACUCCAGAGCACCAAAACAGGCUGAAAUUUCUGGCAAUCUUUUCAAACAGCUCUUACACUAAAAGGGCUUCAUUGUCAUUUUCCCCAUUUUACAAUAUUUUUCCAACCUCAUAGUAUAGAAAUAUACAGUAUAUAAAACAGGAAAAUCACGUUUUUGACUUCUCUGGGCCUUAAUCAAUUUGAAUAGAUUUGUUUGUUGCCAAACGGGAAAGUGGAAGGUUGAAUUUAUUGGUUAUCGAGUCCAGCUUUGUGUAGCAGCAUGAGACUGCUGGUCUGUGUUGUCAUUGUUGUCAUGUACACACUUGUCUCUCAACAACAACCCUCCCUAUUAUCCCAGGUGGGCUCCACGGCCGUCCAGGUGACGUCAGCAGAGCGUACCCGUGUCCUGGGUCAGUCGGUGUUCCUCAACGAUGUGUACUAUGCCUCUGAGAUCGAGGAGAUCUGCCUGGUGGACGAGAGCCAGUUCACCCUGACCAUGGCCAACCAGGGCACGCCCCUCACCUUCAUGCACCAGGAGUGUGACGCCAUCGUCCAGUCCAUCAUCCACAUCAGGACGCGCUGGGAGCUGUCGCAGCCAGACUCCAUCCCCCAGCACACCAAGAUCAGGCCCAAAGACGUGCCGGGCACCCUGCUGAACCUCGCCCUGCUCAACCUGGGCAGCUCCGACCCCAGCCUCAGGUCAGACACUCAACAUAGCUAGCUUCUAGUGGAUUCUGGGAAAUGUAGGGGGGAGAGGUCUUGGUGUAGCGUGUUCUCUGAAAUAUGAGCAGUAGCUAAAUAAAUAUACAACAAUUUAUUUACAGCAACUUCUUCAACCAACUUCCUGAUUUGAAAUGGAAUAUAGUAGCUAACCGUGUCCCUUCCACAGGUCUGCUGCCUACAACCUGCUGUGUGCCUUAACCUGCACCUUCAACCUGAAGAUCGAGGGCCAGCUGCUGGAGACCUCAGGCCUGUGUAUCCCUGCCAAUAACACCCUCUUCAUAGUCUCUAUCAGCAAGACGCUGGCCGCCAAUGAACCACACCUCACCCUGGAGUUCCUGGAGGAGUGCAUCUCCGGCUUCAGCAAGUCUAGUGAGUCUACAGCACGAACGCACACAAACACACAUACGCACAAAUGUGUUGACUGAAAUUCAUUCCAAAAGAUGGCUUCUCACUCUCUCUUUUCUAACUCACACCCACUCGCCCACUCUUUGUUUUACAGACCCACACCGACACACUAACUUUCUCUCAAUACACAAACGCAGACACCAACUCAUACACACAGACAGGCACAACGAUCCACGUCAACAUGUCCUGACCAGUUGAUGUGAAAGCCAUUCGUUUUGGGGGGACUGUGUUUGAUUGCCAUAUCCAUCAGUUUGCAUUGAGCCAUGGCUCUGGAGCCCUUAGCUCUCAGUGCGGGUGUCAUGUCAUUCAUCCACACGCCAACCUCUGCUCCUCCACACAGCAGCAACAACAGAGGAGCUGGUGUUAUCUAACCUCUGAUUCUGUGUGUGUGUUUAGGUAUUGAGCUGAAGCACCUGUGUCUAGAAUACAUGACCCCCUGGCUGCUCAACCUGGUGAGGUUCUGUAAGCACAAUGACGAUGCCAAGCGCCAGCGCGUCAGCGCCAUCUUGGAUAAGCUCAUCACCAUGACCAUCAACGAGAAGCAGAUGUACCCCUCUAUACAGGCAAAGAUCUGGGGCAGCCUCGGCCAGGUGAGUCACCGCGCACACACACACACACACUCGCUCUCACACAUUCACAUAUGCAUACACACUAGUUGUUUGACUUUUACAUUUACAUUUUAGUCAAACACUCAUCUUAGAGGGCACAUGUUUACUUAAUGUACUGUUAAAUGUCUCCAAGCCCAAUACAAACUGCCCAUGUUGGCUUUCUCAGAGAUUUAGGCAUACAGAGAUGGGAGGCAGUCAUGUGGAAGUUAGGGACAUAUUGCAUUUUUAUAGGCACAAGGAAUGGUUUAUGACUCCAACAUGCCGAAUCAUAGCCUGUGUUUUUCAAUAUAAACUUUUUUGAGUUUUUUUUUUAUUGAGGCUAUCGAAAUGACAAUACUCUGGGGUUUGAAGUGUUCUUCCUAAAUAGCAUUAGCUAUCUAUGUUGUUAAAGUUCCAUGGCUUGUCUCAGAUGACUGCACUAUAGACAUGUGAAUAUAGCUUUUUCCAUAGAUAAUAAACGACACAUUCUAAACUCAUGGUAGAAUUUCUGUCAUAUUUUUAAUACCCAACCCAUUCCUUUUAUAUCCAUUCGGGGUGGUGAAUACAUUUACAUUUUAGUCAUUUAGCAGACGCUCUUAUCCAGAGCGACUUACAUCAGCAAUUAGGGUUAAGUGCCUUGCUUAAGGGCACAUCGACAGAUUUUUCACCUAGUCGGCUCGGGGAUUAGAACCAGCGACCUUUCGGUUACUGGCACAACGCUCUUACCCACUAAGCUACCUGCCGCCCUGAACAAGUGCACUCUUUGGGGAGAAGGGCAGUUCCGUGUUUCUGACCUUGUGACCUGUCAAUUCUACACAAUGUAUUUAUUUCUGAACAGUCCCUAACAUUUAGCCCCACUGAAUGCAACCCAGGUUGUAUGUGACCUGGUGUUCUUGUGACCUCUGCCCUCAGAUAACGGACCUGCUGGACGUGGUGUUGGACAGCUUCAUCAAGACCAGCGCUACAGGAGGCCUGGGCUCCAUCAAGGCUGAGGUCAUGGCUGACACGGCUGUGGCUCUGGCCUCAGGGAACGUCAAACUGGUCUCCAGCAAGGUGGGUAUCUACACUUUGAGCUAGUUUAUGCAGGCUAACACAUGCUAACUGGGCCAACAGUUUUCAAUGGCAAAAUUGCUAACAGUUUCCUGUCAGUUUCCUGUCAGUCUAGAUGCACUGGGAACACUCCUCUUUGUCUCUGUCUCAUGCUAAUACUCCUCUGUGUCAAGCCCUGUGUCCCAACAUGGAUGACGUCACUGUCCUUGUCCUCAAUGAACCCUCUGGUCGGAGACCGUUUUCCUCUCAGAAACUCCACGAUGUCACUAACUCAAUCACGGCCUAACAAUCGCAAGAGGGAUUUUAUAAAUCAUAAUUUUGGAUUAAGCAAAUAAAUAUUUUGGUAUUAUCAAUAUUAUGAUGCAGACAGUUUUACUAUGAUACGAAGAUAGACUCAUCGAAAUACUUUGUCCCAGACAAAAUAUAUUAAAUACUGUUUUUAAUCUAAAAAGUCCUCCAUACAAAGAACAUUUGCAUUUAAAUAGAUUAAUACUUACCAAUUUAGUUUAGUUACGACUUCUAUCCACAUCAUCCAAACUGACCGACUCAUCAACUCUGUCAUCUGUGAGCUGUUUAUCCCAAUUGUCCCUCUUACUGAGAUAGAAACACACACACACAAACUCUCACAGCCCAGGCAGACAAUAGUAAGCCAGGCCCUCGCUCCUAUUAUGGAAGACACUCUAAAGCAUGGCAGUGAAUGGUCGUCAUUGUGAAGAUGUUUUGCUAAGGAACAGCAGUGCUCUUUUAGUUGAAGUGUCGCAGCAGCCAUCUUAGUCAUUUACAUCUAUUUAAGUGACUAAUCAAUGACUUUAAGCUUCACAUUUGAUUCAUAAUUUGCAGUGUGUUCUGAUAUAGUAAUCUUAUUGUACACUUAAUCCAUAAGAGGGUGGACAUUGUUUGGUUGGCAUGUGCCAGCCCAGCCACUACUGAUGUCAUGUCAGGCCAGCUAUUUGGGACAAAGGGGACUUUGUCUGGUCCACUUGGCCUAUUUGUCACCCGAGUUUUGAGCCAAUGGUGUUUUAUUUACAGAUAUAAUCACUGCCAUCUUCUCUCUGCCUCCUAUUACGCCAACAUCCAAAAAUACAUCUGAAGUUCUUUUAGGGAUACUGCUCGCUUUUAAAAUAAAAUACAAACAAAAGAUGCUGCUCUUGGCAGAUAUUAAUUCUGUUGAUGUUAAAGUCAUCAUUAAGUACAAAAUUGUCUGUAAGCACAAACUAUAUGAUGUCAUAUCACUGACUCUACCUUAUAAUACCUCAUAAUGAUUGGUUAUCUCCACAUACCCUCUGACCAGGUGAUUGGCCGGAUGUGUAAGAUCAUCGACAAGACGUGCCUGUCUCCCACGCCCACCCUGGAGCAGCACCUGAUGUGGGAUGACAUCGCCAUCCUGGCCCGCUACAUGCUGAUGCUGUCCUUCAACAACUCUCUGGACGUAGCGGCUCACCUGCCGUACCUGUUCCACGUGGUCACUCUGCUGGUGGCCACUGGCCCCCUGUCCCUACGGGCCUCCACACACGGCCUGGUCAUCAACAUAAUCCACUCUCUCUGCACCUGCUCGCAGCUCAACUUCAGAGGUGAGGAAGCACACCUCAUCUUCCCUGCAGACUCUAUACCAUCUGUAGUUAAACGGCAUACCCUUCCCUGGUCAUUAAUGUGUAUGGAUGCCACUAGGCUCCCUUGCAAGUAAGAUAUCAUUGAGAGACCUAAUGUAAACACUGCAUGCAGUGAACCAUGAAACUGCUUCAAUAGAGGUAGAUGUCUGUUAUUUCUGUUCGUUUAGACCUGUUUGCUGUAGAUAUCACCGUUCAGGGUUUCUCUUUCAGAAGAGCAACAAGUCAUCUUUUCCUCUUGUCAUGAUCUCUUACAGAGGAGACCAAGCAGGUCCUGAGGCUGAGCCUGACAGAGUUCUCCCUGCCUAAGUUCUACCUGCUGUUUGGCAUCAGUAAGGUCAAGUCUGCUGCGGUCAUCGCCUUCCGCUCCAGCUACCGCGACCGCUCCUUCUCCCCCGGCUCCUACGAGAGGGAGACCUUCGCCCUCUCCUCCCUGGAGACCGUCACUGAGGCCCUGCUGGAGAUCAUGGAGGUGAGGGAGACGCGCGCACACACACACACACACACAUUACUUUAUAUAUUAUACCAUAUACCGUCCAGACUACAAGCAAAAUCCCAAUGUUUGACUGAAUAUGUCCUCUCCUGUAGGCGUGCAUGAGGGACAUCCCAGCGUGCAAAUGGCUGGACCAGUGGACCGAGCUGGCUCAGAAGUAUGUUAGAUUUCCUUUGAGACACAUUCACUUUGACCACUAUCAAUGAAGUGCAUUCGGAAAGUAUUCAGACCCCUUCACUUUUUCCACAUUUUGUUACGUUACAGCCUUAUUCUAAAAUGGAUUUAAAAAAAGUAUUAAUCUACACACAAUACCCCAUAAUGACAAAGCAAAGACAGGUUUUUAGAAAUGUGUGCAAAUGUAUAAAAAAAUUAAAAAAUUUAAUAUCACAUUUACGUACGUAAUCAGACCCUUUACUCAGUACUUUGUUGAAGCACAUUUGGCAGCGAUUACAGCCUCAUCUUCUUGGGUAUGACGCUAUAAGCUUGGCACACCUGUAUUUGUGGAGUUUCUCCCAUUCUUCUCUGCAGAUCCUCUCAAGCUCUGUCAGGCUGGAUGGGGAGCGUUGCUGCACAGCUAUUUUCAGGUCUCUCCAGAGAUGUUUGAUCGGGUUCAAGUCCGGGCUCUGGCUGAGCCACUCAAGGACAUUCAGAGACUUGUCCCGAAGCCACUCCUGCGUUUUCUUGGCUGUGUGCUUAGGGUUGUUGUCCUGUUGGAAGGUGAACUUUCGCCCCAGUCUGAGAUCCUGAGCACUCUGGAGCAGGUUUUCAUCAAGGAUCACUCUGUACUUUGCUCCAUUCAUCUUUCCCUCGAUCCCGACUAGUCUCCCAGUCCCUGCCGCUGAAAAACAUCCCCACAGCAUGAUGCUGCCGCCACCAUGCUUCACCGUAGGGAUGGUAUUGGCCAGGUGAUGAGCGGUGCCUGGUUUCCUCCAGAUGUGACGCUUGUCAUUCAGGCCACAGAGUUCAAUCUUGGUUUCAUCAGACCAGAGAAUCUUGUUUCUCAUGGUCUGAGAGUCCUUUAGGUGCCUUUUGGCAAACUCCAAGCGGGCUGUCAUGUGCCUUUUACUGACAAGUGACUUCCGUCUGGCCACUCUACCAUAAAGGCCUGAUUGGUGGAGUUCUGCAGAGAUGGUUGUCCUUCUGGAAGGUUCUCCCAUCUCCACAGAGGAACUCUGGAGCUUUGUCAGUGACCAUCGGGUUCUUGGUCACCUCCCUGACCAAGGCCCUUUUCCCCCGUUUGCUCAGUUUGGCCAGCUCUAGGAAGAGUCUUGGUGGUUCCAAACUUAUUAAAUUUAAGAAUGAUGGAGGCUACUGUGGGGACCUUCAAUUCUGCAGAAUAUUUUUGGUACCCUUCCCCAGAUCUGUGCCUCGACACAAUUCUGUCUCGGAGCUCUAUGGACAAUUCCUUUGACAUGGCAUGGUUUUUUCUCUGACAUUCAAUGUCAACUGUGGGACCUUAUAUAGACAGGUGUGUGCCUUUCUAAAUCAUGUCCAAUCAAUUGAAUUUACCACAGGUGGACUCAAAUCAAGUUUUAGAAACAUCUCAAGGAUGAUAAAUGGAAACAGGAUGCACCUGAGCUCACUUUCGAGUCUCAUAGCAAAGGGUCUAAAUACUUAUGUAAGUAAUGUAUUUCUGUUUUUUAUUUUUAAUACAUUUGCAAACAUUUCUAAAAAACUGUUUUCGCUUUGUCAUUAUGGGUUAUUGUGUGUAGGGGCGGCAGGUAGCUUAGUGGUUAAGAGCGUUGUGCCAGUAACCGAAAGGUCGCUGGUUCUAAUCCCCGAGUCGACUAGGUGAAAAAUCUGUCGAUGUGCCCUUGAGCAAGGCACUUAACCCUACUUGCUCCUGUAAGUCGCUCUGGAUAAGAGCGUCUGCUAAAUGACUAAAAUGUCAAUGUAAAUGUAGAUUGAUGAGGAUUUUUUUGGGUUGAAUCCGUUUUAGAAUAAGCCUGUAACGUAACAAUGUGGAAAAAGUGAAGGGGUCUGAAUACUUUCUGAAUGCACUGUAUACACACGCUACUGUGCACAUCUCCAAUGCCACUUAUGUCCUCCACCAGGUUUGCGUUCCAGUACAACCCGUCCCUGCAGCCCAGAGCCCUGGUGGUGUUUGGCUGCAUCAGUAAGAGGGUGACCCACGGCCAGAUCAAACAGAUCAUCAGGAUUCUUAGCAAGGCCAGCCCCCUGCUCAGCAUUGACCGGGUGGGUCGACAUGCACACACACACACACACACACACAUAGAAAUGCACACAGGCUGUUGGAGCGCUGAGUUUGAAUGAGCAUCUCAAUCUUCCAGAAUUAACACACACACAAACAUUGAGGGGUGGUGUUGAGUGUAUUUUACCUUUCCUUAGCUCAGUCUGCCAAUUUUAGUCUGGCUCAGUCUGUCCAGGCUGGGCUGCCUGUGGGCUCUAUCUGCAUUAUGCAGAGAGCUAAGUGUUUGUGAGUGCACCAACUCACUAAUCCAAUGGAGUCUAAUCCUCUAGCUAACAUUAUGAAUACUAUGAUGCACUCUCUCCCUCUUCAUCUCUCCCCCGCUACACACUAUCUCUCUCCCGCUACACACUAUCUCUUUCCCUCUUCAUCUCUCCCCCGCUACACACUAUCUCUCUCCCUCUUCAUCUCCCCCGCUACACACUAUCUCUCUCCCUCUUCAUCUCUCCCCCGCUACACACUAUCUCUCUCCCUCUUCAUCUCUCCCCCGCUACACACUAUCUCUCUCCCUCUUCAUCUCUCCCCCGCUACACGCUAUCUCUCUCCCUCUUCAUCUCUCCCCCGCUACACGCUAUCUCUCUCCCUCUUCAUCUCUCCCCCGCUACACACUAUCUCUCUCCCUCUUCAUCUCUCCCCCGCUACACACUAUCUCUCUCCCUCUUCAUCUCUCCCCCGCUACACACUAUCUCUCUCCCUCUUCAUCUCUCCCCCGCUACACACUAUCUCUCUCCCUCUUCAUCUCUCCCCCGCUACACACUAUCUCUCUCCCUCUCGCUUUAUUUCCUCUCUCUUUCUCUCUUUCAUUUGUUCUUUCUUUCUUUUCUUUCUUUCCUGUAUCUCUCUCACCCCACCCCCUCUCUCUUUCACUCCAGUGUUCAUGCUCUACUAAUGCCUCCUCUCCUUCUUCUCUGCCUCCACAGGGGCUUGGAGUGCUGCUUAAAGGGACCUGAUAACUACAACAGCCAGGUGCUGAUUGAGGCCACAGUCAUCGCUCUGACUAAGCUGCAGCCCCUUCUCAACAAGGUACACAAACUGCAAACACAGAACACAUGCAAUACAUAAUGUGAUCGUCUGCAGUCCACUGCUUGUCAAAUUAAAGUUUAUUGGUUAUGUACACAUAUUUGCAGAUGUUAUCACAGGUGCAGCAAAAUGCUUGUGUUCUACUUAAGCAAUAAGGCCCGAGGGGGUGUGGUAUAUGGACAAUAUACCACUGCUAAGGGCUGUUCAUAAGCACGACGCAACGCGGAGUGCCUGGAUACAGCCCUUAGCAGUGGUAUAUUAGCCAUAUACCACAAACCCCCAAGGUGCCUUAUUGCUAUUAUAAACUGGUUACCAAUGUAAUUAGAGCACUGUUUAGUCAUACCUGUGGUAUACGGUCUGAUAUACUAUGGCUGUCAGCCAAUCAGCAUUCAGGGCUCGAACCACCCUGUUUAUAAUAUUCGAUAAAGAAGCCAGCUGUAAGUUGUUGGUUCGUGAUUUUUAAUAACAAUUUGGAAUCAUAGAGAAAGGCUAGAUUUCUUCUUUGUUGUCUUAAUGUGCUUGAUGCUGUUCCCGUAUAUAAUGUGUGUAACCUCAUGGUUAUACCCUGUGAACAUCCAGGACUCCCCCAUGCACACGGCAGUGUUCUGGGUGGCUGUAGCUGUGCUGCAGCUGGAUGAAGUCAACCUGUACUCUGCUGGGACGGCCCUGCUAGAGCAGAACCUACACACUCUGGACAGCCUGCGAGUCUUCAACGACAAGGUGACAGACAGAAAGACACACACAGACGCUCACUUUCAGUUCAAUUACAAAAAUGAAUGAAACAUUCACAUAUUGACACUAUUUAUAUGCUGAAUAUGUGUAAAGUAGCCGCUAAAUGACCAUAUUUAUUUGUUUCUACAUUUCUCCUCCUCCUCCCUCUCCCCCCCAUCCUCCAAUCAAGAGUCCAGAGGAGGUGUUUAUGGAGAUCAGGCGUCCUCUGGAGUGGCAUUGUAAACAGAUGGACCACUUUGUGGGCCUCAACUUCAGCUCCAACUUCAACUUCGCACUGGUGGGACACCUGCUCAAAGGUAAGGGAGAGAGCACAGGGCACUUGACUGCAUCUCGGCCCUAGCAACUCCCCUUCCUGUGACAGUACUGCAUAUCAUAUAAACUGUGGCUUCUCUGUCAAUAUCGCUUAAGUAAACAUUCAGAAAAUGUUUGGGUCUAAUCUACCUAGAUAAAGGAUAUACGAAAGACAUUGGCCUGACUUGCCGAGCCACUGAUGAAAAUCUGUCUUCCCCACUCAGUCGGAGACUCAAACAGGCUCUAUUGACAAUGUGUCCUUGUCCUGCAGUGACAAAGAGCUUGGCAGCAAUUGUUGGUGUUUCCACUUGUCUCUGUAGUCUGUACUUGUCACUAGCUGCAUUUAAUGUUGUGUAGUCUGUAGGCCUUAAUGUGUUCUAAUGUUAACUGUGUUGAAUGAAUGUGGCCAUGCUAAAAUCUACCAAGCUAUCAGUGGAGUGGUGUAUGGCUAUGACUAACGUGAGACUCUGUUUCCCUUCUCCUUUGUGCGUGUGUGUGUGUGUGCGUGCGUGCGUGUGUGUGUGUGUCUAUGUGAAGGCUACAGACACCCGUCCCCCACCACGGUGGCUCGGACGGUGCGUAUCCUCCACACGCUGCUGGCCCUGGUGGGAAAACACCUCAACUGUGAUAAGUUUGAGGUCAACACCCAAAGCGUGGCCUACCUGGCAGGUCAGUUCCAGUCACAGUCCUACACACUGACUCCAUUCACCCACACUUUGUGUUGACUCACCAGACCUCCAUUUUUUGUCAACUCACUGGACCUGCAAUGUGCUUUUUGGAUAGCGAGCAGUGCGUUGCUUUAGAAACAUGAUUUGUAAAACAGAUCUGAUGGUCUGUCUUGUAGUGCCCCCCAUUGUUGGAAAAUUCCUUGGUGCCGCUAGGGCAGUUUAGGACUCUGGUGUUAAAUUAAUUAAUUGAGGAUUGCAGUUGUUUCCAUUGAUGUAAUGGUUUAUUUGUUGAAAGUGUAGUAUUGUAAUUGUACCUUGUAGUUUAUUUGUAUUUUUUUUGUUUUAUUUGGAAUGUUCAUUUUAAAAUGUUUGUACUCAGGGCACCAUUGUGAAUGAGACGCUGGUGUCAAUUGGGCCACCCUGAAUACAUAAAAGUACAAAUAAAAUAAAUAACAAAAAACAUGUCGAAUAAGGAAUUGUCGCCUCUAUUCAUUAAUGUUUCUGCAAUGAUGGGAACAUUUCACCCUGCUCUGGUGUGUGUCUGUGUGCAGCCCUGCUCACCGUGUCAGAGGAGGUGCGUAGUCGCUGCAGUCUAAAACACAGGAAGUCUCUGCUGCUGUCUGAGAUGGCCAUGGAGAACGUUCCCAUGGAUACCUACUCUCUGCACCACACUGACCCCAGCUGCAGGUGAGGCGCACUCUACAUCAUACAUUUUGAACCGGAAUAGGUUUCAACUUUAGCUAAAGACAAAUCCCAUUUUCCUUUAUCCAAAGUUGCAUCAGUCAUUUUCUGUAAUACCUGUUGUUGGUAAAUAUCUUUACCAUCAAGCUUGAAGAGUUAUUUCCUUACCUGUGGCCCCCAUCUCCUCCCUUCAGGACACUGAGAGAGUGCCAGCUGUGGGCAUCCCCAAAGGUGUCAGAGCGCUAUCUGAAUGCCUACUACCCCACGGUGGGGCAGAUCAGCCCCCGUACACGCAAGUCCAUGAGCCUGGACAUGGGCCAGGCCUCCCAUGCCAACACCAAGAAGCUGCUGGGUAACUAUAACAUUGCUGCUAAACUACACUGCUAAUGUUGUCUAAGUGUUCCGCUUAGCAUUGUUUUUAUACUGCUGCGCCAGGCAGCAUUGACUACAGUGUCAGUUGCGUCUCAUGUCCGGCAAGAAAUACACAGCUGAUGUAAGAGUACUGUAAGAUGGACAUCUCAUGUCACCACCUUAUCCCCUAGACCCUCUCCUCACCCUCUUCAAUCAUUAGCUCUACACUGUCUGUCUGUGGUGUAUUUCUCCAGGCACCAGGAAGAGUUUUGAUCACCUGAUAUCUGACUCCAAAGCACCAAAGAGACCAGAGAUGGAAUCUGGCGUCACCACCCCGCCUAAGGUGAGGUGCGUGGUGGAGAACGACUAUGAGAUAGACAGCCAAAGAAUGGGCCACUCCCACCUCCGCAAGGUGUCUGUGACAGAGUCCAACGUUCUAUUGGACGAGGAGGUGCUGACCGACCCCAAAGUCCAGGCCCUGCUGCUCACUGUCCUGGUGAGAGGAUGAACACACACACAAACUCACACCUGGCAAAAUAGGAUAAACUUAUAAAGCGGGUCAUAAUAUAAUCAAAACAUAUGUAACAUACGCACUGGACAUACAGUACAUGUAGCACAUACUUGGUGGACCACUAGUUACUGCUAGGGUCCAAUUAGUCAUCAUGAAUGGAAUGCACAUCGGGAGGCAGCAACAAACAGUGCAUUCGGAAAAUACCCCUUGGCUUUUUCCACAUUUUGUUAUGUUACAGCCUUAUUCUAAAAUGGAUUAAAUAGUUUUUUCCCCCCUCAUCAAUCAACAAAAUGUGGAAAAGGUCAAGGGGUCUGAAUACUUUCCGAAUGCACUGUAGCAUACAGCUUUCUACUGUAUAUAACUGGUUCAGUCUGUAAAUGUAUGCUCUCUGUUUAUGUGUCCAAGGCCACCCAGGUCAAGUACACCACAGACGACUUUGACCAGAGGAUCCUGUACGAGUAUCUAGCUGAAGCUAGCGUCGUCUUCCCAAAGGUCUUUCCCGUCGUGUAAGUAAACAUGCCCGAAAAUACCAAAUACAUAGCCUAAGGGCCUGCUUUUCCAUAAGCAAAUCUAGAGACUGGAGAAAACCUGGGGAAAUUAUUUGAGUGCUUGAAAGCUGUUUUGGCCCAAGAUGGUUGUUUUUUGGGGGGGAGGGAAGACCAAUAGGUUUUUUGGAGGGAGGGAAGUCCCAAUGAUCUUCUGAGGAGAAGAGGCCUGUCCUGCUCCAAAUGGAUCAUGGGAGUUGUAGUGUGGUUUACCUGGCUAUAUAGAUGUACUUUCAAUGUGGGCGGCUGUUUGUAGUUAUAGUUGAAGUAGCUGUAUACAAGCAAAAAUUUCACGGGUUCAAAAUAUAGAUUAACUUGAGAACUAUCUCGUAUGAGGGCUAGUUAUUCACCAGUGUGUUUGAGUCCUGUCAUGAUAUAUGUUGACAGGGCCACUGGGAAAGUGUGUUGCGUCUGUAAUGAUUAUGGAGCCUACCUACCAAGCUGAUGUUUAUCUUUGUGUGUCCUCCUCUCCUCAGCCACAACCUUCUGGACUCUAAGAUCAACACGCUGCUGUCUAUGUGCCAGGAUACCAACCUGCUGAACCCAGUGCAUGGCAUUGUUCAAAGUGUGGUCUACCAUGAAGAGUCUCCUCCACAAUACCAACCCUCCUAUCUACAGAGUAUGUACAGUAAUCUACAGGCCUGCUCUACCCAUCUCUCUCCUCUCUCUCUGUCUCUCAGUUCCCAUCUCCUCUACCUCAUCUCCCAUCAUCCAUCUCUCUCUGCCCUCUACCUUUCUCUCUUUCUUUCUCUCUCUCUCUCUCUCUCUCGCUCUCUCUCUCUCUCUCUCUCUCUCUGUCUGUCUCUGUCCCCAUCUCCUUCGCUACCUCUCUCAUUCUUCAUCUCUCUCUCUCUCUCUCUCUCUCUGUCUCGCUCUGUCUGUCUCAGUCCCUAUCUCCUCCUCUACAUCUCAUCUCCCAUCCUUCAUCUCUCUCUGCCCCCUCCCUUUCUAUCUCGCCCUCUCCCCUGAAUGUUAUGGAGUGUUUUCUUCUUUAGCAGUAUAACUUUGCCAAUGAUACCUUUCUCCCUCCAUUACUUUCUCUCUCUCUCUCUCUCUCUCUCUCUCUCGCUCUCGCUCUCUCUCUCUCACACACACACAUAGGCUUCGGCUUCAACGGACUUUGGAGGUUUGCCGGACCCUUCUCAAAGGUAUGAUUCAUUGCCCUCAUAUUUUCCUUUCAUUCUCCCCAAGGCAGUGCGGCCGUGCUGGAAGAAUUCAGCCCCGGUAAGCAAUUACAGCCUUGCCAGGGAGCCGGCCGAUUGCCCCAAGAUUUAUUGGACAUCCUUCUCUUUCUCUCUCUCUCUCUCUCUCUCUCUCUCUCUCUCUUUCUCUCUCUCUCUCUCAGAAAAUGAUGUCAUGCUUUAGAAGCUUCUGAUAGGCUAAUUUACAUAAUUUGAGUCAAUUGGAGGUGUACCUGUGGAUAUAUUUCAAGGCCUACCUUCAAACUCAGUGCCUCUUUGCUUGACAUCAUGGGAAAAUCAACAGAAAUCAGCCAAGACCUCAGAAAAAAAAUGGUAGACCUCCACAAAUCUGGUUCAUCCUUGGGAGCAAUUUCCAAACGCCUGAAGUUACCACGUUCAUCUGUACAAACAAUAGUACGCAAGUAUAAACACCAUGGGACCACGCAGCCGUCAUACCGCUCAGGAAGGAGACGCGUUCUGUCUCCUAGAGAUGAACAUACUUUGGUGCGAAAAGUGCAAAUCAAUCCCAGAACAACAGCAAAGGACCUUGUGAAGAUGCUGGAGGAAACCGGUACAAAAGUAUCUAUAUCCACAGUAAAACGAGUCCUAAAUCGACAUAACCUGAAAGGCCGCUCAGCAAGGAAGAAGCCACUGCUCCAAAACCGCCAUAAAAAAGCCAGACUACGGUUUGCAACUGCACAUGGGGACAAAGAUCGUACUUUUUGGAGAAAUGUCCUCUGGUCUGAUGAAACAAAAAUAGAACUGUUUGGCCAUAAUGACCAUCGUUAUGUUUGGAGGAAAAAGGGGGUCGCUGUUUUUUAAAUUAUAUGAGAAAAAACUAUUCAAUUUUAUUUGGAACGGCAAGCCAGACAAAAUUAAAAGGGCAUAUUUAUAUGAUGAAUAUGAAUUCGGAGGACAGAAAUUAUUAAAUAUUAAAGCAUUAGACCUAUCACUAAAAGCUUCAGUCCUACAAAAGUUAUACUUAAAUCCGAACUGGUUCUCAAGCAAAUUAGUAAGAUUGUCUCACCCAAUGUUCAAGACAUGCCCUUUUCCCUUUAUUCAGAUUAUAACAGCUCAUUUGCAGUUAUUUGAAAAGGAAAUCAUCUCCCAAAUAUCACUAUUUCUAAAACAAGCCAUAGAAAGUUGGUUGCAAUUUCAAUUUAAUCCUCCAGAAACGACAGAACAAAUAAUGCAACAAAUAUUGUGGUUGAAUUCAAAUAUACUAAUUGACAAAAAACAUUUAUUUUUUGACAGAAUGUUUAAAAAAGGUAUAAUCUUCGUAAAUGAUAUCAUCGGUAGGACUGGUGGAGUUAUGUCGCACAUGCAGCUAACAAAAACAUAUGGAUGUCUGCUCUACCCAAAAUUACAACCAAAUAAUUGCAGCCUUACCGCAAAAGUGGAAGAGGAAAGUGGAAGGGGGAGAAAGUAAGGAACUUGUCUGUCGGCCUUGCAUUAAAGAACAUAAUUUGGUUAAGGGGAAACUGUGAUAAAUAAAAAAGUAUAUCAGUUUCACUUAAGGAACAAAGGAUUGACAGCCGUCCCAUAUAGAUUGCAAAAUAGUUGGGAAGAGGUCUUUGACGUACCGAUCCCAUGGCAUAGUGUUUAUGAACUGACACGCAAAACGACACCGGAUUCAAAAAUUUGAAUCUUUCAAUUUCAAUUAUUAUAUAAAAUUCUUGCUACCAAUAGAAUGUUAUUUAUAUGGGGGAUACAAUCUUCCCAGCUCUGCAGAUUUUGCUGUGAAGAGACAGAAUCAUUAGAUCAUUUGUUUUGGUUCUGUCCAUUUGUAGCUUGUUUUUGGACACAGGUCCAGGAAUGGCUAAAGGAUUGCAAUAUUUACCUGGAGCUAACCUUGCAGAUAGCAUUACUGGGUGAUCUGAAAAGUCAUAGUCAAUCGAUCAAUAAUAUAAUAAUACUUUUAGCAAAAAUGUUUAUUUUUAAUUCACAAUCUGUAGAAGCAAUGAGAAUAGAAAGGUUCAGAACUUUUGCAAAACAUCACAGUACGGUUGAAAUAUAUAUGGCAAAUAGAAAUCCUAUAUGGAUGGUGUUAAGAGAUACAGUGCGGAAAAAAAGUAUUUAGUCAGCCACCAAUUGUGCAAGUUCCCCCACUUAAAAAGAUGAGAGAGGCCUGUAAUUUUCAUCAUAGGUACACGUCAACUAUGACAGACAAAUUGAGAAAAAAAAAUCCCUACGCCGCCAGGGACUCAAAUCCUGCAGUGCCAGACGUGUCCCCCUGCUUAAGCCAGUACAUGUCCAGGCCUGUCUGAAGUUUGCUAGAGUGCAUUUGGAUGAUCCAGAAGAGGAUUGGGAGAAUGUCAUAUGGUCAGAUGAAACCAAAAUAUAACUUUUUGGUAAAAACUCAACUCGUCGUGUUUGGAGGACAAAGAAUGCUGAGUUGCAUCCAAAGAACACCAUACCUACUGUGAAGCAUGGGGGUUGGAAACAUCAUGCUUUGGGGCUGUUUUUCUGCAAAGGGACCAGGACGACUGAUCCGUGUAAAGGAAAGAAUGAAUGGGGCCAUGUAUCGUGAGAUUUUGAGUGAAAACCUCCUUCCAUCAGCAAGGGCAUUGAAGAUGAAACGUGGCUGGGUCUUUCAGCAUGACAAUGAUCCCAAACACACCGCCCGGGCAACGAAGGAGUGGCUUCGUAAGAAGCAUUUCAAGGUCCUGGAGUGGCCUAGCCAGUCUCCAGAUCUCAACCCCAUAGAAAAUCUUUGGAGGGAGUUGAAAGUCCGUGUUGCCCAGCGACAGCCCCAAAACAUCACUGCUCUAGAGGAGAUCUGCAUGGAGGAAUGGGCCAAAAUACCAGCAACAGUGUGUGAAAACCUUGUGAAGACUUACAGAAAACGUUUGACCUGUGUCAUUGCCAACAAAGGGUAUAUAACAAAGUAUUGAGAAACUUUAGUUAUUGACCAAAUACUUAUUUUCCACCAUAAUUUGCAAAUAAAUUCAUUAAAAAUCCUACAAUGUGAUUUUCUGGAUUUUUUUCCCCUCAUUUUGUCUGUCAUAGUUGACGUGUACCUAUGAUGAAAACUACAGGGCUCUCUCAUCUUUUUAAGUGGGAGAACUUGCACAAUUGGUGGCUGACUAAAUACUUUUUUCCCCCACUGUAGAUGGGAGGUAUUGAAUAGAGUUGAAGGAUGGGGCUAAUAACAAAUAACAACAAAUAAUAACAAAGAUAGCUAAUAAUGUAAGCAUACUGUGUCCAUAAUAAGUAUAUAGGUUGUAUGUUGGGAGCUUUUGGGAAAGAGCACAGUUAGAAAGAUAUGGCAUAUAGAAGCAAAUUGGAUGGACAUCAUGAAAAUGAUCGGAGAGGUUGAGAGUAGAAGAAGUUCAGGAGCAAAAAUAAAUAAAUUAUAUACAGUGUGGGGAAAAAAGUAUGGUAUGGUAGGCUUUGUUACUUUGGUCCCAGCUCUCUGCAGGUCAUUCACUAGGUCCCCCCGUGUGGUUCUGGGAUUUUUGCUCACCGUUCUUGUGAUAAUUUUGACCCCACGGGGAGAGAUCUUGCGUGGAGCCCCAGAUCGAGGGAGAUUAUCAGUGGUCUUGUAUGUCUUCCAUUUCCUAAUAAUUGCUCCCACAGUUGAUUUCUUCAAACCAAGCUGCUUACCUAUUGCAGAUUCAGUCUUCCCAGCCUGGUGCAGGUCUACAAUUUUGUUUCUGGUGUCCUUUGACAGCUCUUUGGUCUUGGCCAUAGUGGAGUUUGGAGUGUGACUGUUUGAGGUUGUGGACAGGUGUCUUUUAUACUGAUAACAAGUUCAAACAGGUGCCAUUAAUACAGGUAACGAGUUUUAAUGGUAGGUUUAUUUGAACAGUGAGAGACAGAAUAACAACUAAAUAAAUCCAGAAGAACACAUGUCAAAAAUGUUAUAAAUUGAUUUGCAUUUUAAUGAGGGAAAUAAGUAUUUGACCCCUCUACAAAACAUGACUUAGUACUUGGUGGCAAAACCCUUGUUGGCAAUCACAGAGGUCAGACGUUUCUUGUAGUUGGCCACCAGGUUUGCACACAUCUCAGGAGGGAUUAUGUCCCACUCCUCUUUGCAGAUCUUCUCCAAGUCAUUAAGUUUUCGAGGCUGACGUUUGGCAACUCGAACCUUCAGCUCCCUCCACAGAUUUUCUAUGGGAUUAAGGUCUGGAGACUGGCUAGGCCACUCCAGGACCUUAGUGUGCUUCUUCUUGAGCCACUCCUUUGUUGCCUUGGCCGUGUGUUUUGGGUCAUUGUCAUGCUGGAAUACCCAUCCACGACCCAUUUUCAUUGCCCUGGCUGAGGGAAGGAGGUUCUCAACCAAGAUUUGACGGUACGUGGCCCCGUCCAUCGUCCCUUUGAUGCGGUGAAGCAUAAUGUUUCCAAAGCAUAAUGUUUCCACCUCCAUGUUUGACGGUGUGGAUGGUGUUCUUGGGGUCAUAGGCAGCAUUCCUCCUCCUCCAAACACGGCGAGUUGAGUUGAUGCCAAAGAGCUCGAUUUUGGUCUCAUCUGACCACAACACUUUCACCCUGUUCUCCUCUGAAUCAUUCAGAUGUUCAUUGGCAAACUUCUGACGGGCCUGUAUAUGUGCUUUCUUGAGCAGGGGGACCUUGCAGCUGCUGCAGGAUUUCAGUCCUUCACGGCGUAGUGUGUUACCAAUUGUUUUCUUGGUGACUAUGGUCCCAGCUGCCUUGAGAUCAUUGACAAGAUCCUCCCGUGUAGUUCUGGGCUGAUUCCUCACCGUUCUCAUGAUCAUUGCAACUCCACCAGGUGAGAUCUUGCAUGGAGCCCCAGGCCGAGGGAGAUUGACAGUUAUUUUGUGUUUCUUCCAUUUGCUAAUAAUCCCACCAACUGUUGUCACCUUCUCAACAAGCUGCUUGGCGAUGGUCUUGUAGCCCAUUCCAGCCUUGUGUAGGUCUACAAUCUUGUCCCAGACAUCCUUGGAGAGCUCUUUGGUCUUGGCCAUGGUGGAGAGUUUGGAAUCUGAUUGAUUGAUUGCUUCUGUGGACAGGUGUCUUUUAUACAGGUAAAAAGCUGAGAUUAGGAGCACUCCCUUUAAGAGUGUGCUCCUAAUCUCAGCUCGUUACCUGUAUAAAAGACACCUGGGAGCCAGAAAUCUUUCUUAUUGAGAGGGGGUCAAAUACUUAUUUCCCUCAUUAAAAUGCAAAUCAAUUUAUAACAUUUUUGACAUGCGUUUUUCUGGAUUUUUUUGUUGUUAUUCUGUCUCUCACUGUUCAAAUAAACCUACCAUUAAAAUUAUAGACUGAUAAUUUCUUUGUCAGUGGGCAAACGUACAAAAUCAGCAGGGGAGUGCUGUAUAUAUAUAUAUAUAUAUAUAUAUAUAUAUAUAUAUAUAUAUAUAUAUAUAUAUAUAUAUAUAUAUAUAUAAUAUAAUAUAAUAUAAUUAUUGUAAAAUUAACUGUGUCCAUAAGGUGUAGAUAGUAAGUAUAGACCGGAAGUAGAGGCCUGGGCAUUGUUGUUCACUAAUUUACUCCAAGUAGGGAAAGGAUGGCGGGGUUGAAAAGUAAUAAAGGGGAGUAUAUAUAUAAAAAACAUGGGGGAUUGGAAGUGAUGCAGACAAUACAUUGAUAGAAGAUACAAUCUAUCUGCAAUAUUAAGCUGAUCCACCCCCCCCCCCAAAAAUUUUUUUAAAUACAAAAUAAAAAAGGGGGUCGCUGUUACGAGAAUUUCUAUCCCAAUGUUUCAAAAAUGAACUUAUUACUCAGUCUGUAUCCCAGAGGUUGUAAAUCUCUAAUAAUCAGACCAAGCAGCCCAGCAUACAAUCAUCAGGCAUUAUUCAUGAGAACGUUCUAAAACAAAAUGGUCAUACAAUAUUUUUAUAUGCACACGUCAGAGGAAAAAUCCCACCCCUCUUUAGGCGGGCUGUAGUUUUCCACUGGAAAACUGCUCUCCUGACCAUCAGGUCACACACACACACACACACACACACAUACACACACACACAAUAUCCUGCAAGCCUUUCACUCCCCUUUCCUUGUGUGUUUUGGGAUUAGUCAUACAUUAUUAGUUUAGAUGAGGGUGUGACAUUGUAGUCAUAUCUCACUCACACAUUCCUUUAUCAGUCGCUUGCAAGCCGAAGAACACCAUCUCAUACGUGAAGCACGGGUGUGGCAGCAUCAUGCUGUGGGGGUGCUUUGCUGCAGGAGGGACUGGUGCACUUCACAAAAUAGAUGGCAUCAUGAGGAAGGACAAUUAUGUGGAUAUAUUGAAGCAACAUCUCAAAACAUCAGUCAGGAAGUUAAAGCUUGGUCGCAAAUGGGUCUUCCAAAUAGACAACGACCCCAAGCAUACUUCCAAAGUUGUGGCAAAAUGGCUUAAGAACAACAAAGUCAAGGUAUUGGAGUGGCCAUCGCAAAGCCCUGACCUCAAUCCUAUAGAACAUUUGUGGGCAGAACUGAAAAAGCGUGUGUGAGCUAGGAGGCCUACAAACCUGACUCAGUUACACCAGCUCUGUCAGGAGGAAUGGGCCAAAAUUCACCCAACUUAUUGUGGGAAGCUUGUGGAAGGCUACCCAAAAACGUUUGACCCAAGUUAAACAAUUUAAAGGCAAUGCUACCAAAUACUAAUUGAGUGUAUGUAAACUUCUGACCCACUGGGAAUGUGAUGAAAUAAAUACAAGCUGAAAUAAAUCAUUCUCUCUUCUGACGUUUCACAUUCUUAAAAUCAAGUGGUGAUCCUAACUGACCUAAGACAGGGAAUUUUUACUAGGAUUAAAUAUCAGGAUUGAUGAAAAACUGAGUUUAAAUGUAUUUGGCUAAGGUGUAUGUAAACUUCCGACUUCAACUGUAUAUAUGAAUACAUGUUGAUUGUAAAUCACUUUGGAUCAAAACGUCUGCUAAAUGACUGUGUAUUAUAUCUAAUGUGUAUUAUAUAAAAUGCAGAACUGUUCGGUCACUGCCUAUUUUUACUCCUCAGAGGGCAUAAUACUAUGGCUGGGAAUUGCCAGGGACUUCACGAUACGAUAUUAUCACGAUACUUAGGUGCCGAUAUGAUAUGUAUUGUGAUUUUCACUAUUCUAUAUGUAUUGUGAUUCUCACUAUUCUAUAUGUAUUGUGAUUCUCACUAUUCUAUAUGUAUUGUGAUUCUCACUAUUCUAUAUGUAUUGUGAUUCAAUACUGUGAUUUUAUUGCGAUUCGAUGUUCCUAACAUACAGUAUUGCUCACCAUAUGUCUGCUGCAGAAAUAUCCCGAUAUGUAGCUGUAUCGAUCCCCCCCUUCCCCAUCACUACAGAAUACGUGUCCCUUUGAAGCUUGUAGGUGCUCUUAGACUCUCUGUUUUCACUGUGUACCCAUUAUCCCUCGCUUCAACAAACAAAAGGUGCCAUUUGCCAUCUGUUUGUUUGGGGGAAUGUCAGUCAGGAAACAAUGUAUUAAAGCCUUGCCAAAGGCUGAGGAUCAAUGUCUCCUGUGAUUUAGCUCAAGGAGAUAUUAAACUGUUAGACUGUGAUAUUUGUUGGCCCAUGUUCCCCUCACACUCUCUCUCUUUCUUGUUUUUAUUUUGUUCUCUAUUCCACCGCCCUAUACCCACCCCCCUAUACCCACCCCCCUAUACCCACCCCCCUAUACCCACCGCCCUAUACCCACCCCCCUAUACCCACCCCCCUAUACCCACCGCCCUAUACCCACCGCCCUAUACCCACCGCCCUAUACCCACCGCCCUAUACCCACCCCCCUAUAUCCACCGCCCUAUACCCACCGCCCUACCUGACAUCUCCUUUUCUGCCUCUUUCUCCCUUUCUACCUCUAUUCCCUCCUCCUCCUCUCUCCAUCCCAUGUCUAACCAUCAGCAAACUCAGAUCCCAGACUACGCUGAGCUGAUUGUGAAGUUCCUGGAGGCCUUGAUUGACCGCUACCUGCCUGGUACAGAGGAGGAGAGGAGCGAGGAGCAGCUCCGUACCCCCACCUCCCCCUACCCCCCUGUCACCCAGAGCCAGCUCAGCAUCACCGCUAACCUCAACCUCUCCAACUCCAUGACCUCCCUGGCCACCUCGCAGCACUCCCCAGGUUAGCAUAGUAUACACGCGUGGACACAAUCUUUAUUGAUCCACCCUGGGAGUAGCACAUGGUCAACUGCAGACCAGUGCCCCUAGAGCACACACAGACACACACACCCCAUUUAUACAUACAGGCCGACACACAAAUACACCACUAACAUCCUACUUAUGAUACAGGUUGAGUCCUACCGAUGUAAGGUGUUGUGUUAAGUAUCUAGAGGCAAGCGAAGUGUCUGUGGGUGCUGUUGCUGUGGGUUAUUUCUAGGUCUACCGCUUGCAUUCUCUGUGUCGAAUCUGUCACUUGUGCUGAUAUCUCUUCUCACAAUAUGAUGAUGCUGCUGUGCACUAAAGAUAUCACAUGUUGCAAGAUGUCAGAAAAGCACUGCAAGAUUUUAACUAUUGCCAAAAACAACUAAAUGACUUGGACAAAUGCUGAAAUAUAGUGUUUGAAAUAUGCAGGGGGAGGAAAGGCAGGGGUACCUAGUUAACACCAUCAAACAUCUCAGACAUUUUGUUUCUAUGUUGCAUGUGUCUACUGUCUGUCGUGCUUUCUUUCUUGCUCUCAGCAAUGAACUCUAAUCCCCUCGCUCUCUUUCUGGGUCUGGUCUGUGUGUAACAUCCCCAUCAUGCUCUACUCGCUGUGGUGUGGUGGUGUAGUCUAUAGACGGUCCCCAACUCUGUCCCAUCCCAAGCCGUCGGACGAGACGACGCCAACGAAAACAUCUGGUACAAAUCACAACCAUAGAGCCUCCCUGGGCCGCUAACGCUAGCCCCAGCCCGAGCCUAUAGUUUGCAUACUGUGGUAACUCUCAUCACUUGACCAUUUCUGUCUGCUGUUCUCACUAUGCUAGCUGCUAGCUUUUAGAAUCACCUAGCUAAUACCAGUGUUUUUGUUAUUACUUCUAGAAUAAAUUGAUUGUAUUAUUAGUGCUAUGUAUCAGUACUAUAUUGCUGAAGUAGAUGUAAUAUAUUGUUAGCCUUUCCACAGAAAAAUAUACAUUUCAUUCUUAGUAGCCUUUCAUACAGUUAUUCAUGCCAUUAAAACACCACCAGGUAUUGUCUUUGCGUUACUCUGUUUCUGGUUUCUUUUCAACUGUCUGUAUCUGAAAACCAUUUAAUCUGAAAACCACCUCAUUGAAGUGUCUUAAUUCCUUCAUGUCAAUGCUAAAGAUCCAUCUUGCCGUCUGUUGUUAAUUUUUUCAUUCAGUGUAUUUGACUCAUUCUCUUCCUGUUUUUGUUCUGUUACCCUUGUUUUAAUGUGUUUCUCAACUUUCUCCUCAGUUGCUGUGGUCAUUCAUUCUUGUUUCUCUCCCUCUGUCUCUUUCUUUCUCUCUCUCUGUAAAGCCUCUCUGCCUUUCUCUAAGUCAGCUGUUUUUGCGCCACACCUCCUCCUCCCAGGUACUCUUCCUCUUUGACCUUGUGACCCCAAAGGUCAAGCAACCUCAUCCCCCUCAGUAAAAAACACCAAAAUAACUAAUCCAAUGUGAAAGUGAGUGUGAGAAACCCACUAACUGUAUCCAGUGCCAGAAUAGCAACUUAAAAUCUGCCACCCACUGCCACACAAAGAGUAAUCAGUUAGUAAUAUUGUUGUUUGUGCUGGUGUAGUUGUAAGAAACUAAUAAGGGGCUGGGGGCAGAAUCCCUAUUCAAUAAUAAAAGGCUGUUUUAGAGGGUAACUUGUGCUCUCUGUCUGACAAUGUAGUGGAGCCUGGAGAUGUUGAGUUCAUUCAGGGUGAGAAUAUGCCUUUAGUUUUAUACCAAAGCUAUGGCACAGCGCCAUCUGCUGUUCAACAGUGGUAUUGAAUCUGAGUCACUGAGAAUGACUCUCUCCCCUCCCUUCUCGUCUUCCCUCUCUAUUCUCUUCUUCCCUCUGUCCAGGCGUGGAUAAGGAGAAUGUGCAGCUCUCCCCCAGCGCGGCGCUCUCCACCAGUGGACGGAUCCGCCAUGGCUCUGCUAGUCAGGUGCAGAAACAGCGCAGCGCGGGCAGCUUCAAAAGGCCUAGCAUCAAGAAGAUA
Messenger RNA from Coregonus sp. 'balchen', 27633 nucleotides. The record is from the annotation of a GenBank genome assembly. NCBI's taxonomy places the organism in Eukaryota, Metazoa, Chordata, Actinopteri, Salmoniformes, Salmonidae.